Messenger RNA from Belonocnema kinseyi, 1432 nucleotides. RefSeq names its product zinc carboxypeptidase-like. Lineage: Eukaryota; Metazoa; Arthropoda; Insecta; Hymenoptera; Cynipidae. The coding region runs from base 123 to 1373 and encodes 416 amino acids. Gene Ontology annotation, molecular function: metallocarboxypeptidase activity; zinc ion binding. The record is from RefSeq and is a predicted model, not a curated record. Gene Ontology annotation, biological process: proteolysis. The transcript has 7 exons.
UUGUUGCUUCAAAGAGUGGGAAAGCGGAAGGGAGAAGGGGGUUCAUUGGAUAAAUACAAGAAGCGGCUGGCUGGAAAGCUGACACGCAAUUCGUCUUUCUUCUGUGUCAUACGAGGAGAAAAAUGCUGCGAACUCUAAGUUUCUUCUUGGCCCUUUUGGGUCUGGGCUUGUCUGAAAAGGUCACCUUCGAGAAUCACAAGGUUUAUAGACUUUUGCCCGAAACUCAAGAGCAAGUUGAUCUUUUGCAUAAGAUGGAGGACUCUGUUGGUUUUUCCUUUUGGAAAGGACCAAGCUACGUGAAUAAAUCAGUUGACUUGAUGGUUACUCCCAGCAACCUUGCAGAGUUCACUGAGUUAAUGACCUUGAAUGGAUUGAAAUACGAGGUUUAUGUUGAUAAUGUUCAACGUCUCAUAGAUACAGAAAAUCCAAAGACCAGAUCCAGCAGCAAAGAUGGUUCAAUAUCCUUGAAUGAGUACCACACUCUAGAUGAGAUCUACUCGUACGUGGAAUAUCUUGCUAAAAAUUACAAGGAGGUUGAAGUUGUUGAUGCCGGAAGAACAAGCGAGGGCCGUGUAAUCAAAGGUGUUAAAAUUUCCUACCAAGAAGGCAAUCCUGGUAUCUUCAUCGAGGCUGGAAUUCAUGCUCGGGAGUGGAUCACUCCAGCAACCGCACUUUACCUCCUAGACCAAUUGUUGAAUAGUACGGACAAAAAUAUUAGGGCUCUUGCUGAGAAACACGACUGGUACAUCUUCCCAAGCUUUAAUCCUGACGGUUACGUGUACACUCAUUCCAAGAAUCGUAUGUGGAGAAAGACCAGAUCACAUAAAAAUACAUUUUGCGCGGGAGCCGAUGCCAACAGGAACUGGGACUUCAAAUGGAUGUCCGGUGGAGCGAGCAACUAUCCUUGCGCAGAGACAUACGCUGGGUCAUCUGCCUUCAGUGAACCUGAAACGAAGUCAAUGGCUAAAUAUAUUAAGUCAGUUGGAAAUAAACUUUUUGCUUAUAUUUCCUUCCAUAGUUACUCUCAACUUUUGAUGUUUCCCUACGGUCAUACGUCAGCUCAUCUUGACAAUUAUAAUGAAGAGCUCUCUAUAGGAAAAAAAACAAUAGAAGCAUUGCGGCAAAGAUAUGGUACGAAAUACGUGACUGGAAACAUCGCUGAAACGAUAUAUGUUGCUAGUGGAAGUUCCAGUGACUGGGUUAAGGCCAAUUUAAAACUGCCAGUUGUAUUCACGUAUGAAUUCCGUGAUACUGGAAAAUACGGUUUUCUACUUCCAGCGGAUCAAAUCAUCCCCAAUGGAGAAGAAAUUCUAGAUUCAUUAUUGGCCAUGUUCCAAGAAGCUUCGCGACUUGGUUAUCCUAAUUCUGCAUAAAUAAAUUUUCUUGCUUACAAAUGACUGGUAUUUUCACCCCACAUACUUCAAACUUGACA